AUGGCACCAUUCUUCGCCAACCAGAGCUGCGAUCCUUUCCAGCCUCGCAGUGCUCAAUGCGUGAUUGGCUCUUAUGUGCAGUAUGCCGUCAACGUGUCUUGUGCCCAGGACGUCUCAGCAGCUAUCAAGUUUGCCACCAAGAACAACAUUCGCUUGGUUGUCCGCAACACCGGUCACGACUAUAAUGGCAAAAGCACCGGCUCUGGCGCUCUCGGUAUCUGGCUUCACCAUCUGAAGGACAUUAGCUUCAAGGACUGGUCAGACUCGCAUUAUAAUGGAAAAGCUAUCAAGCUUGGCGCUGGCGUGCAAGGAUUCGAAGCCUAUAAUGCCGCAGAUGCUAUCGGCCUCCAGGUCGUGGGAGGUGAAUGUCCAACUGUCGGUAUUGCCGGAGGCUACACUCAAGGUGGUGGUCACAGCGCUCUUGCGUCCAAGCACGGGCUUGCUGCUGAUCAGGUCCUGGAAUGGGAGGUCAUUACUGGUACUGGCGACUACCUAGUCGCCAAUCGUCAGCAGAACUCCGAUCUUUACUGGGCCCUGUCUGGCGGCGGAGGUGGCACUUACGGCGUUGCUUUGUCGAUGACCUCGAAGGCCCACGUUGAUACUCCGACCUCUGCCAUGAAUCUCACUUUUUUGAGCACGAACACCACACAGGACAAGUACUAUGAGGCCAUCAGCACUUUUCAUUCCUCUCUGCCAGCCAUUGUCGAUGCUGGUGGGAUGAGUGUCUGGUACUUCACAAACCAGUCCUUUGCUAUAUCCCCAAUAACUGGUCCAAACAUCACCGUAUCACAGCUCAAGGUAUUACUUCAGCCUCUCAUCAGCAAACUGGAAGAGCUUGACAUUGCAUACACCAGCUACUUUGGCCAGUUCAGUGGCUACCUCAAGGAGUACCAUGCCAUGCAAGGACCCAUCGAUGUUGGGAUAGCUCAAUAUGGUGGUCGGCUCAUCCCAAGAAGUGUGGUGCAGCACAAUAACUCUGCAUUAACCGAAGCAUACCGCUUCAUCAACAACCAAGGCGCGCAAUUCAUCGGCGUCGGCAUCAACACUUCGUUCAAGACUGCUGGUGAUGUCAACAACUCAGUAAACCCUGGAUGGCGAACAGCUCUAAUCGACACCGUGAUCACUACUCCAUGGUCCUUCACAGCCCCCUGGGCAGACAUGCUUGCCAACCAGAAGCUCAUGACCAAUGUUCUGAUUCCAAAACUCGCCGAGCUCACACCGAACGGCUCAUGCUACCUCAACGAAGGAGACUUCAACCAGCCUGAUUUCCAGGACGUUUUCUACGGCGCCAACUACCAACGUCUUCUAUCGAUCAAGAACAAGUACGAUCCAAACCACAUGUUCUACGCUGUUACUGCUGUGGGGUCAGAGUAUUGGGUGCCGCAGCCGAACGCUGGACGGUUGUGCAAAGCUACCUAG
Messenger RNA from Recurvomyces mirabilis, 1419 nucleotides. RefSeq lists its product as uncharacterized. Lineage: Eukaryota; Fungi; Ascomycota; Dothideomycetes; Mycosphaerellales; Teratosphaeriaceae. The transcript is spliced from 4 exons. The record is from RefSeq and is a predicted model, not a curated record. Bases 1 to 1419 code for a protein of 472 amino acids. Gene Ontology annotation, molecular function: FAD binding; oxidoreductase activity.